AUGACACUUUUUCUUGCUUCUCUGUGUCUUCUGGGAAUGUCUCUGUAUGUCUUGACUAAAUGCACUGUCCCAGCGUCAGAGUUUCAGCUAGAGGGAGAUUAUUUGUUAGGUGGACUUUUUGACAUUCAUCAUGUCAGUGACUCUGUUUAUCAGGACAGACCAGAAGCCAUCGACUGCUCCAGGCAACCUUUCCUUCUCCCAAAUUAUCGAAGGUUUCAGCUGAUGAGAUUCUCUGUAGAGGAAAUCAAUAACUCUACCAACCUACUGCCUAAUAUGUCUCUUGGCUAUGAGAUAUUUGACCACUGCUCAGAUACACAAAAUUUUCCAGGCAUUUUGAAACUCCUUUCAGUCAAUGGCUUGAUCCAACCUUUGGGUAAACCACACAAGUUCAAUGUGUCCAAAGUGAUAGCACUGGUCGGUCCUUUGACAAGCACUCAAUCCAUGACUGUAGCCCCACUUUUUAUGAUGAAUCUCAUCCCUAUGAUCAGUUAUGGAGCUUCCAGUUCUGUCUUUUCAGAAAACAUAAAAUUCCCCUCUUUCCUGCGAACACUUCAUUCCAAUAAAGAUGUCAUUGAAGUGAUUGUUAAUAUCAUACUACACUUCAACUGGCGCUGGGUUGCUUUUCUUUACAGUGAUAAUGACUAUGGCAAAGAUGGACAGGAAUUGUUCAUUAAAAGGAUUAACGAUACUGAGAUCUGCCUGGCAUACACCAAAGGUCUCAACGACGAUACAAACUACGUCCAAAUGUUCAAACAGAUAGAGAAACAGAAGAUAAACAUCAUAACUGUUUUAGCUCUAAAAAUGAGGGCUGAACCUCUCAUUGAGUCAGCAAUACAAUUAAAUGUCACCAACAAAGUGUGGAUAGCUGAUGACGGAUGGUCCCUAAACAAGAGACUCUCCAAGAAGAAAGAAAUAAAAAAUAUUGGAACUGUACUCGGGGUGUCUCAGCCAGUAGUGACAAUACCUGGUUUCACAGAUUUCAUUCAUUCUUCCAGAAGCCAGACUCAUUGCGAAAAGGCAGAACAACGUAUGUUUUGUAAUCAGGUUUACAACUGCAGCAGCCCGAGUGUGAAAGAUGUCAUCGCUGCAGACCCAUCUUUCUCUUUUCCUGUUCAUGCUGCUGUAUACGCCAUCGCUCAUGCCUUACACAAUGUCUUGCAAUGUGGAGCCGGCAGAUGUAAUACCAACAUUACAGUGUACCCACACAUGGUUUUAGCAGAGCUGAAGAAGUCAAACUUCACACUUUUAAAUCAAAAUAUUCAGUUCCAUGAGAAUGGUGACCCAAACUACGGAUCCUUUUCUAUCGUUUUCUGGAACCAAAAUGGUGAUGCAGAGGAGAUCGGCUUUUAUAAAUUUCACCCAGCAAUCAAUUUUUUUAUCAACAACAGCAAAAUUCAGUGGCAUGCAGAUGGAGAAGUGCCCACUGCACUUUGUUCCCCUGAAUGUCGUGUGGGAUAUGCAAAAAAGCAAGAUGGAAUCCAUGAAUGCUGCUUCACUUGUGAAAUCUGCCCAAAUGCAACUUAUAUUAACAGCUCGGAUGAUCCCUACAAGUGUAUCAAGUGUAAGGAGACAGAAUGGUCUGCAGUAGGAAGUACAUCCUGCAGUCUGCGGGAGGUGGAGUACAUCCCAUUCACAGACGGUGGGGCUAUACUGAUCAUGGUCGGGGCCUGUGCGUUGGUGGGCCUCUCACUAGCCAUGUCCGCUCUGUUUGCCAUCAACUACAACACACCUGUUGUCAGAUCUGCUGGGGGACCAAUGUGCUUCUUAAUUUUAGGCUGCCUCAGUCUGUGUAGUCUUAGUGUGUUCUUUUACUUUGGUAAGCCAACAACUUCAUCUUGUAUCUUAAGGUUCUUACCAUUUUUCUUGUUCUACACUGUUUGUCUCGCAUGCUUUGUUGUGCGCUCUUUUCAGAUUGUUUGCAUUUUUAAAAUAGCUGCCAAGUUUCCCAAGAUCCACAGCUGGUGGAUGAAAUAUCACGGACAAUGGCUGAUCAUCUCUGUGGCAUUUGUGACUCAGGCACUCUUACUUAUAAUUGUCUAUACUUAUGCACCCCCCAAACCCUACAAUGAAACAUUUUGGUACCCAGACAAAAUCAUUCUUGGUUGUGACAUUAAUUUCAAAGCAUUCUUGGGUCCUGUUGUUUUACUUUUAUCUUUGUGUUUCCUUUGCUUUUUUUUCUCGUACAUGGGAAAAGACCUCCCAAAAAAUUACAAUGAGGCCAAAGCAAUAACCUUCUGCCUGCUCCUGCUGAUCCUCACCUGGAUCAUCUUUGCCACUGAAUACAUUCUGUACCAUGGAAAGUACAUCCAAACACUUAACGCUCUAGCAGUACUCUGCAGUCUCUUCUCUUUUCUGUUGUUUUAUUUUCUCCCAAAAUGUUGCAUCAUAAUUUUUCAACCCCACAGAAAUACACAGGAAUACUUUCAAGGUCUCAUUCAGAGUUAUACCAAAACAAUCAGCCAGUAG
Messenger RNA from Plectropomus leopardus (leopard coralgrouper), 2466 nucleotides. RefSeq names its product taste receptor, type 1, member 2, tandem duplicate 2 (gene tas1r2.2). NCBI's taxonomy places the organism in Eukaryota, Metazoa, Chordata, Actinopteri, Perciformes, Serranidae. Gene Ontology annotation, biological process: G protein-coupled receptor signaling pathway. Gene Ontology annotation, cellular component: plasma membrane. Gene Ontology annotation, molecular function: G protein-coupled receptor activity. The record is from RefSeq and is a predicted model, not a curated record.